GCAUCUGCGCCUUUAAGAGCAUCUCUGACAGCAUCCUCCUCUGUCACGGACGCGCACACAGCAGCUCAAUAUUUGAGAAUACAGCUUAGCUUUCUGCACACACACAUACACACAUCUUCCUAGAUAGAUACAUCACACCAUCACAUCAUUACAUUCAUCACCAUUAUUUCUCCACUGAGACAUUGAUGAAUUUGUCUCAAAGGUCGCCGUAGCGGUCCAUCCGAUCGUUAUUGCUUCUGUUUCCUUUCCUACCCGCAUCCAAAGACUGAUCGACGCUUCAAGAUGGCUGAGUUGAAUUUGGGGAAGGGGUUGACUGCAGGGAAAGUGGCCAGCAACGUUCAGAAAAAGCUAACGAGAGCCCAAGAAAAGGUUCUUCAGAAGCUUGGCAAAGCAGAUGAGACCAAAGAUGUUGCUUUUGAGGAGGGAGUGAUCAACUUUAACAAACAAUAUACUGAAGGCAGCAAACUGCAAAGGGACCUUAGGGCAUACCUGGAGGCAGUGAAAGCCAUGCACGAGUCAUCCAAGAACGUGCAGGCGUGUUUGGCUGACAUGUAUGAACCAGACUGGUACGGCAAGAACGAGGUGGAUUCCAUUGUGGAGGACUGUGAUGUGCUGUGGGAUGACUACCACCAAAAGUUGGUUGAUCAUGCUCUCAUCUCCAUGGAUACAUACCUGGGCCAGUUUCCUGAUAUCAAGGCACGUAUAGCUAAAAGGGACAGGAAGCUGGUCGAUUAUGACAGCGCCAGGCACAACUAUGCUACCACACACAAGACCAAGAAAAAGGACGGGGGUAUUAAAAUCACCAAGCCAUCCUCCUUGUUGGAAAGAGCCACUCCAGGCUGGGCUCAGGGUAUCUUGUCUGCACACAAUGUUGCCCAGAGCAGUCUGUCCAGGAGCCAGGCUGAGGAAGAGUUGGAGAGAGCCCAGAAGGUGUUUGAGGAGAUUAACAUUGACUUGCAGGAGGAGUUACCUUCACUCUGGAACAGUCGUGUUGGGUUUUACGUCAGCACUUUCCAGAGUUUGGCCGGUUUUGAGGAGAAGUUUCACAAGGAAAUCAGCCGGUUGGAUCAAGAUUUGUAUGAUAUCUUGGAGAAGUUGGAGAGAUCAGACACGAGAAAGACAGGUAACAGCGGCGCCUCAUCGUCCGGAGCAAAUAGGAGUGGAAAAGAAGCAUCUAACCACACUCUCAGGCCAGGAGGACCUCCGCCAAUCCCCAAAUCUCCAUCCAAGUUAAGGCCAGCAGUGCCUCCUCCACCCAAGGUGACCCCAUCUAUAGAGAUGAAAACAGAGAACAUCAUCAACCUGUUUGAUGCGGCAGCCGCUCCCGAUAUCAGCGUCACCUCCCCUACAGAGCCUGCAAACUGGGACUCAUGGCCUGAGGACAGUGGUGCCCAGGAAGAGGACACCGAGGUGCACUAUGACCCUGUGGCUGCUGCUUCAGAUGCCUGGAGUGAUGACGGUUCACAGCCUGUCCGCUAUGACCCAAUAGCAGCUGCCACAGAGGGCUGGGGUGAUGACGGAACCAAACCAGUUCGUUAUGACCAUGUGGCUGCCGUUGAAGAGGGAGGGGGGGAUGAUGAGAACCAGCAGGUUCCUUACGAUCCUGUGGCUGAAGCCCAGGAGGGCUGGGGCGAUGACGGGGACCAGCCGGUCACAGAGGUGCCUGCCACAGAGGAUGAAACACCUGCUGCUGAGGAAGAAGCCACACUAGCUGCCGCUACGUUGGAUAAUGAAGAGGGUCAGGGCGAGUCUGCAGCAGCUGCUGCAGAAACAGUGGAGGAAGCAGCGGCAGAGGAGACACCUGCAGUAGCACCAGAACCAACAGAACAAGCGUCAGAGCCUGCAGAAAUGCCACCUGGCUUCCUGUUCAAGGUCCAAGUGAUGCAUGAUUAUGCUGCCAACGACACGGACGAACUGGAGAUGAAGGCUGGUGAUGUGGUGCUAGUAGUCACCUUUGACAACCCAGAGGAACAGGAUGACGGUUGGCUGAUGGGAUUGAAGGAGGACGACUGGCUGCAGAACAAAGAAAAUCCCACUAAAGGAGUAUUCCCUGAAAAUUUCACCCAAAGGCUGUGAAAGAGGAGGACAGGACGUCAUUCCAGCUUCCUUCUUUAUGUCUCUCUUCCUCUUGCCUCAAUCCUUAAUUUCCCCUCUACUCGCCCUGAUACUAUAUCUUUACUAGGACUUUGGCCAUAGAAGCAGAGCUGUCACAGCCCUGGUGGAAAUCCUGCAUUUCUAAGGUCUGCUACACUGUGCUAAAAGUGGAUCUUGGCAUUUCUGUGGAUUUCUGCCAAAGUUUGCAAAUUACAGAUGUAGCCAUUUCACAGGUCUCACUCUUUGCUGCACUAUUGUUGUUACUCCAUACCAGAGGAACUGAUUGGAGAAUUCACACAGGAUAGAUGGCGGCUGCCUCUGCCAUGGCUACCACUGCAAUUGCAUUAAAAUAUUUGAUUCUUAGUCAUGUCUCAUCAUACACCGUCACCACCAUGUCUAAUGAGACGUGCUUUUGUUCAUCUGACACUGAGAGAUUGAAAACAAAUGAAAAAUGAUUACGACAAUGCCAAGUGUAGCAGAGUAUCCCUUCCACACACAAGCCCUAAAAGCUGUUUUAUAAAGGACAGGGGUGUAAUUACUAAGUAGUCCUCACUAUGUUUAGAAACAUUCACCCAGCAGAGUAACACACUGAAACCAGUAGAACCAACUCCUAGCAGGCAACUUCACUCCAGUCAAAUGGCAAAAAAA
Messenger RNA from Larimichthys crocea (large yellow croaker), 2742 nucleotides. It is a transcript of the gene bin1a, whose product is annotated as bridging integrator 1a. The transcript has 19 exons. Gene Ontology annotation, cellular component: cytoplasm; plasma membrane; synaptic vesicle. Bases 283 to 2076 code for a protein of 597 amino acids. The record is from RefSeq and is a predicted model, not a curated record. Lineage: Eukaryota; Metazoa; Chordata; Actinopteri; Sciaenidae. Gene Ontology annotation, molecular function: tau protein binding; phospholipid binding.